AUGGCGUUGGACGAUGUCGCGCGGCCGCUGGGAGCCGAGCGGGCGGGCGAUCAGACGGUGUGGCGCGACGCCGAUGCCGCGCUCGCCGCCGCUUGCGCCGACCUGGAGAGAGGCGAAAUUGGAGACAGGAGAGCUGAUGCAUGGCGAAUCCUUCAGCCUCUUCGAAGCCAUGGCUGCUCUCGAGGUGAACCCGCCCCCACCUCCCCGCCCCCACCUCCCCGCCCCCACCUCCCCGCCCCCACCUCCCCGCACCCACCUCCCCGCCCCCACCUCCCCGCCCCCACCUCCCCGCCCCCACCUCCCCGCACCCACCUCCCCGCACCCACCUCCCCGCCCCCACCUCCCCGCCCCCACCUCCCCGCCCCCACCUCCCCGCCCCCACCUCCCCGCACCCACCUCCCCGCCCUACUGCGCCCUCUUCUUCCCACUGCGCCCUCUUCUUCCCACUGCGCCCUCUUCUUCCCACUGCGCCCUCUUCUUCCCACUGCGCCCUCUUCUUCCCACUGCGCCCUCUUCUUCCCACUGCGCCCUCUUCUUCCCACUGCGCACGCACUUCCCACACCCUCGGGUGUCCGCUCGUCUCGCAUCGACCCCCCGUCCCGCGCAUCACUGCCGCUCUGCCCUCUCUUCUCCGCUCUGCCCUCUCUUCUCCGCUCUGCCCUCUCUUCUCCGCUCUGCCCUCUCUUCUCCGCUCUGCCCUCUCUUCUCCGCUCUGCCCUCUCUUCUCCGCUCUGCCCUCUCUUCUCCGCUCUGCCCUCUCUUCUCCGCUCUGCCCUCUCUUCUCCGCUCUGCCUUCUCUUCUCCGCUCUGCCCUCUCUUCUCCGCUCUGCCUUCUCUUCUCCGCUCUGCCCUCUCUUCUCCGCUCUGCCCUCUCUUCUCCGCUCUGCCCUCUCUUCUCCGCUCUGCCCUCUCUUCUCCGCGUCACCUCUCCCCGCUUCGCCUCUCGCCCCUUGCCAUUCUCUCCCUCAUCCAUUUCUUCCUCGCCUGCUCUCCCAGUUUGAAGUCCUUCUCAUCCGCCCUGCCUUCUCAUCCGCCCUGCCUUCUCAUCCGCCCUGCCUUCUCAUCCGCCCUGCCUUCUCAUCCGCCCUGCCUUCUCAUCCCCCCUGCCUUCUCAUCCGCCCUGCCUUCUCAUCCGCCCUGCCUUCUCAUCCGCCCUGCCUUCUCAUCCGCCCUGCCUUCUCAUCCGCCCUGCCUUCUCAUCCGCCCUGCCUUCUCAUCCGCCCUGCCUUCUCAUCCGCCCUGCCUUCUCAUCCGCCCUGCCUUCUCAUCCGCCCUGCCUUCUCAUCCGCCCUGCCUUCUCAUCCGCCCUGCCUUCUCAUCCGCCCUGCCUUCUCAUCCGCCCUGCCUUCUCAUCCGCCCUGCCUUCUCAUCCGCCCUGCCUUCUCAUCCGCCCUGCCUUCUCAUCCGCCCUGCCUUCUCAUCCGCCCUGCCUUCUCAUCCGCCCUGCCUUCUCAUCCGCCCUGCCUUCUCAUCCGCCCUGCCUUCUCAUCCGCCCUGCCUUCUCAUCCGCCCUGCCUUCUCAUCCGCCUUGCCUUCUCAUCCGCCCUGCCUUCUCAUCCGCCCUGCCUUCUCAUCCGCCCUGCCUUCUCAUCCGCCCUGCCUUCUCAUCCGCCCUGCCUUCUCAUCCGCCCUGCCUUCUCAUCCGCCCUGCCUUCUCAUCCGCCCUGCCUUCUCAUCCGCCCUGCCUUCUCAUCCGCCUUGCCUUCUCAUCCGCCCUGCCUUCUCAUCCGCCCUGCCUUCUCAUCCGCCCUGCCUUCUCAUCCGCCCUGCCUUCUCAUCCGCCCUGCCUUCACGCACUGCUUACCACCCCUUACCCCCCUUUCUCUCCCCUACCCCCCAUCUCUCCCCUCUUCCUUUUCUCUCUCCCCUCUCCCACCUCUCACCCCGCUCUCCCCUCUCCCACCUCUCACCCCGCUCCCCCCUCCUCCCAUGGACCCUAAGAUGGAUGCGGGAAUGGCUUUGAGACGGCUCAACAAAACCCCGUUACCCCUGUCCUGUGCGCUUCUCCCUGCGCGCUUCCCUUCCCGCUACCUGCCCCUCUCUCCCCGCUCCCGUUCCCGCCCCGCGCAGAUGAUGGACCCCAAGAUGGAUGCAGGCAUGGGGGGAGGCAAAGGGGGAGGCGAGGGGGGAGGCGGAGGGGAAGGGCAUGUGGGGUCGAGGGGGGAGGUGGAGAGUGUGGGGGAGGCGGUGGAGAGAGGGAUGCUGCCUCUUCCUCUGCCAGCGCACCGCAUUGUGGACCUCUGUGAUGCGCUGCUGGACGGAGGGUGGAAUCCGGGGCCGGGGGAGGCGAGGGGGGAGGUGAAGAGUGUGGGGGAGGCGGUGGAGAGAGGGCUGCUGCCACUGCCUCUGCCAGCGCACCGCAUUGUGGACCUCUGUGACGCGCUGCUGUGCGCUGAGGUGGGUUGCUGUGUGCUGAGGUGGGUUGCUGCUGCCCUGCAAACUGCUGUGCUGCUGGCGCCCCCUCUCCCCCUCUCCUUCCCCGCUUCCUUCUUCCAAUCCCCGCCACACCCAUCAUGUGGCCUUUCAGCCACGUGGCACAGCGGCCACAGCUUGCCGCAAACCGUCUUUACCUCGUGCGCUCUGCCUCCUGCUGGACACACCAACGUGAGGUGGGUGAGAGGCAUGCUGGCACAGUGGCACUGCAUGAUCCCAUGCCAUCCCAAGUGUGCUGCUGGCGCUGCUGUCUGCUGUCCUCGCCUGUGUCAACAGCGUGCGCUCUGCCUCCUGCUGGACACACCAACGCGAGCCACCCUCGCCUGUGUCAACAGCAUGCGCUCUGCCUCCUGCUGGACGCACCAACGCGAGGAGGAGGACUUUGUGACGUCAGCAGGAGGACUGCCUCUGGAGGGGCGAGUGGGGGAGGCGGCAGUGGCACCGCUCAGAGCGCUGCUGGCGGGGCUUGAAGGGGAAGGGGAAGGGGACGCUCGGAAGGGAAAAGGUGAGUGA
This is a messenger RNA of Closterium sp. Naga37s-1, 2946 nucleotides long. The record is from the annotation of a GenBank genome assembly. NCBI's taxonomy places the organism in Eukaryota, Viridiplantae, Streptophyta, Zygnematophyceae, Desmidiales, Closteriaceae.